Molecule: messenger RNA, 732 nt
Organism: Oldenlandia corymbosa var. corymbosa
Lineage: Eukaryota; Viridiplantae; Streptophyta; Magnoliopsida; Gentianales; Rubiaceae
Source: the annotation of a GenBank genome assembly
AUGCUGGCGUCGAGUGUGGAGGAUCCAGGGGCAAUGCCUCCCGGAGAUGGGUCGGUGCCGCCGGGAAAGCCCAUGAGUCUGGGACAGAAAGUGGUGGACAAAGGAGCUCAGAUGAUGCAGACGUUGAAGCCCAUAAAACAGAUGAGCCAACACGUUUGCACAUUUGCUCUGUACAGCCAUGACAUGAGUCGCCAAAUCGAGACGCAUCACUAUGUAACCCGGCUCAAUCAGGACUUUCUCCAGUGUGCUGUUUACGAUUCCGAUGAUCCUACCGCCCGCCUCAUCGGUAUUGAGUAUAUUGUGUCGGAUACUAUCUUCCAAACUCUUGAACCAGAGGAACAGAAGCUCUGGCACUCUCAUGCUUACGAGGUGACGGCAGGGCUUUGGGUGAAUCCAGGCGUCCCGGAGGCAAUUCAGAGGCCUGAAUUGCGAAAUUUUGCCCAAACUUAUGGCAAAUUUUGGUGUACCUGGCAAGUCGAUAGGGGAGACAGAUUGCCAUUGGGUCCGCCGGCGCUGAUGAUGUCUCCGCAGGUGGUGAACAUGGGAAAGGUGAUGCCGGAGCUGGUUACCAAAAGAGACGAAAAGUACAAGAUUUCGAGUGAGGAGCUGAUAUUGUCGAGGGCGGAUCUUGCCGAUGGAACUGCCCCAGAAACGGUGGUGGUGUCCAAUGCGGAUUACUGGAUGCAGUCUGGCAAGGGUUUCGCUAUUGAUGUGGAUUUUACUGAUAUGUGA